GGGCUUCCCAAGGUCACCGGGGCGCGGACGGUCGGACACCAGGCCGCAGUUCUGCGGGGCCGCGGCGCGUGCGGAGCAGUCCCCUGCCGCAGAUCGGCGCCCAGGCGCGCAACGGCCGCGCGGGGGCGCACGGUGCCGCCGCCCCUCUGGACCCCGGCCGGGGCGCGCCCUGGGAGGCCGGGUGGGAGGGGCCGUCCCGGGUUCCCCCCGCCCCUCCUCGCGGGCCCCGCGGCUUCCGCUCGCCCACGGGCAGCGCGGGGAACCUGGACGCGCCGCCUGGGCUCUACGUAGCCGGUCCCAUAGAAUCCUGGACUGUGCCCAGCUGGUCCCCACUGCACAGAUGGGGAAACUGAGGCGGGGGGAAGAGGAGCACCUGGCCCCCGGCCACACCGGAAGAGAUGAGAAGGGAGGCUCAGAGAGGUUGAGAUACUGUCCAAAAUCACACAGCCAGUCAGGGAAGAGCUGGGGUGCAACCCCUGGCCUGCUGGCCCCCCCACUGCUGCGCCCCCUCCUGUCCCCCAGACCCCGCCCACUCCAGAAUCUCCUGCUCCUGCUGUGGACCCUCCUGAACUGUGGUUUGGGGGGCAAUGCUCAGGGUCCGGGUGAGUGGACUCCAUGGGGUUCCUGGAGCCGCUGUUCUAGCUCUUGCGGGCGAGGGCUCUCCGUGCGCAGCCGGCAAUGCAUCCGGUUUCCCAGGGAAGAGCUGUGCCGGGGGGACACCCACGAGUACCGCCUCUGCCAGCUGCCCGAAUGUCCCCCAGGGGCCAUGCCCUUCCGAGACCUCCAAUGUGCCCUCUACAAUGGCCACCCUGUCCUGGGCACCCAGAAGACCUACCAAUGGGUGCCCUUCUAUGGUGCACCCAACCAGUGCGACCUCAACUGCCUGGCGGAGGGGCACGACUUCUAUCACAGCUUCGGCCGCGUGCUGGACGGUACCCCCUGCAGCCCGGGCACCCAGGGACUCUGCGUGGCUGGCCGCUGCCUCAGAGCCGGCUGUGACGGUUUGCUGGGUUCGGAUGCCCGCGAAGACCGCUGCGGCCGCUGCGGCGGCGCCAACGACUCGUGCCUCUUCGUGCAGCGCGUGUUCCGGGAUGCCGGUGCCUUCGCUGGGUACUGGAACGUGACCCUGAUCCCUGAGGGCGCCAGGCACAUCCGCGCCGCCCACCGGAGCCGGAACCACCUGGCGCUGAUGGGGGGCGACGGGCGCUACGUGUUCAACGGGAACUGGGCGGUCAGCCCUCCCGGGACCUACGAGGCAGCGGGCACCCACGUGGUCUACACCCGCGUCACAGGGUCAGAGGAGACGCUGCGCGCCGCCGGGCCCACCUCCGAAGACCUGCUCCUGCAGGUCCUCCUGCAGGAGCCCAACCCCGGCGUUGAGUUCGAGUUCUGGCUCCCCCGGGAGCGCUAUGGCCCCUUCCAGGCGCAGGCUCAGGCCCAGGGCUGGUCCCUGCGGCAGCCGCAGCCUCGGGAGGUAGAUCCUCAGUCCCCUGAGUCUCCCGCUGCCCCCACUGUUAUCCCCCCACGGACCCCAGGCCCCACCCCAGACCCCUGCCCACCCUGCCCUGACACCCGCGGUCGUGCCCACCGGCUGCUCCACUAUUGCGGCAGCGACUUUGUGUUCCGGGCCCGCGUGCUGGGCCGCGUCCGGCAGGCCCAGGAGACCCGAUAUGAGGUGCGCGUGCAGCUCAUCUACAAGAACCGCUCGCCACUGCGGGCCCUCGAGUAUGUGUGGGCGCCGAGCCGCUGCCCCUGCCCACCGCUGGCCCUCCAUCGGGACUACCUGCUGGCGGCCCGGCGCCUCAUCAGCCCCGAUGGCACUCAGGACUGGCUGCUGCUCCCCCAUGCUGGCUACGCCCGGCCCUGGAGCCCCGCCGAGGACAGCCGCGUGCGCCUGGCCGCCAGACGCUGCCCCCUCUGAGCCCCUGGACCAGACCUCGGCCACACAUGGCUGACCAGGCUCAAAGUCAGCAUAUUUCCCCUAUUGCCAUAGCUUCCAGGGAGCUCAGAACUAUCUCCCACCUGCAGCUCUGUGACUCCCCACCACACACACUCAGACACCCCUGCACUCAGUCAGAUCCACUGUCGGAAGCAGGCACGCACUGGUGAGGAUACACUAUAUGGACUCUUUAGCUCUGAUUUCCUCUCUCACCCUGGAAACUCAUAGUUAUUUUACUCUCAGA
Molecule: messenger RNA, 2183 nt
Organism: Lagenorhynchus albirostris (white-beaked dolphin)
Lineage: Eukaryota; Metazoa; Chordata; Mammalia; Artiodactyla; Delphinidae
Gene: ADAMTSL5
Product: ADAMTS like 5
Exons: 13
Coding region: 341-1921 (526 amino acids)
Biological process (GO): extracellular matrix organization
Cellular component (GO): extracellular matrix
Molecular function (GO): protein binding; metalloendopeptidase activity
Source: RefSeq, a predicted model, not a curated record